Saccharomycodes ludwigii is the source of this 1701-nucleotide messenger RNA. RefSeq lists its product as uncharacterized. Gene Ontology annotation, molecular function: transmembrane transporter activity. Gene Ontology annotation, biological process: transmembrane transport. NCBI's taxonomy places the organism in Eukaryota, Fungi, Ascomycota, Saccharomycetes, Saccharomycodales, Saccharomycodaceae. Gene Ontology annotation, cellular component: membrane. The transcript has a single exon. Bases 1 to 1701 code for a protein of 566 amino acids. The record is from RefSeq and is a predicted model, not a curated record.
AUGUCUAAAAAAGAUAACUAUAUUAUAAACAUUGAUACCAAUCUCGAUGAUUCUGCUGGAAAUGUGGAGCCCAUAACUUCAAUCCGUACGGUUAGAUCGAAAACAGGAGAAGAUGUAAAUUACAUCAACGCCAAUACGGCGCACGGCGAUGAAGCGUUAUUGGCAGAAAUCGGUUAUAAACAAGAAUUAAAAAGACAAUUUAGCACAUUUCAAGUUUUUGGUAUUGCCUUCUCUAUCAUGGGUUUAUUGCCAUCAAUUGCAACAGUUUUAGGUGGUGGGUUAACUGGGGGUCCAGUCACAUUAAUAUGGGGGUGGUUCAUCACAGGUGGUUGUAUUUUAACAAUUGGUAUUUCUUUGGCACAGUCUGCAUCAGCUUGUCCAACUGCUGGCGGGUUGUUCUAUUGGACUUAUUUAUAUACACCCCCAAAAUACAAGGUUGUCCUAUCAUUCAUUAUUGGAUGGGCUAAUUCUUUGGCCUUGAUUGCUGGUGUUUGUUCCAUUGCGUAUGGUUUUGCAGAGGAAGUUUUGGCUGCUGUCGUGAUUCAAAAAGAUGGUGAUUUUGAAAUCACUAAUGGCAAAACCUAUGGUGUUUUUGUAGGCGGGGUUAUUGUCAUGGUUAUUUUAACUGCUGUUGCAUCCACCGCCAUUUCGAGAUUGCAAACUUUUUCAAUCGUUUGUAAUUGUUUUAUUAUUGUUUUAUUGUUCAUUGCAUUGCCAAUUGGUACCAAGAUAAAUAGAGGUGGAUUUAACGAUGGCAAAUUUAUAUUUGGUACUUUUGAAAAUUUUUCUGACUGGAACAAUGGUUGGCAAUUCUGCCUAGAAGGCUUCAUGCCUGCUUGCUGGACUAUCGGUGCCUUUGACUCUUGUGUCCAUCAAAGUGAGGAAGCCAAAGAUGCUAGUAAAGCCGUGCCUGUUGGUAUCAUAGGCUCUAUCACGGCAUGUUGGGUAAUAGGAUGGCUAAUAUGUAUUUGUUUGAUGGCUUGUAUCGAUCCGGAUUUGGAAAGAAUUAUUGAUAGUGAAUAUGGGUUUGCAUUGGCACAAAUUAUUUACGACUCCUUAGGUAAAAACUGGGCUAUUGCUUUUAUGUCAUUGAUCGCCUUUUGUCAAUUCUUGAUGGGUGCAUCCAUCAUGACCGCUGUCUCUAGACAGGUUUAUGCAUUUGCUAGAGAUAAUGGGUUGAUUUUCUCCAAAUAUAUUAAGAUGGUCAAAACUAAUAUUUCGGUUCCAUUUAAUGCAGUGUUAGCAUGUGGAUUUGGCUCCUUAGCCUUAGGAUUGCUAUGUUUGAUUGAUACUGCCGCUGCCAACGCAUUGUUCAGUUUGUUGAUUGCAUGUAAUUAUUUUUCUUGGGCUGUUACUAGUUCCUUAAGAAAUACUUGCGGCAAGCAUAUAUUUAAACCUGGUCCAUUCUACCUGGGCAAGUUUUGGGGACCAGCGGUUGAUUGGUUCAGUGUUUUGUUUCAAUGUUUUAUCAUUAUUUUAGUCAUGUUCCCCUCCAUGCAGCACGGCGUUACCAAAGAUACCAUGAACUAUGCUUGUGUGAUUGGACCCGGUGUUUGUAUUUUGGCUUGGGUUUAUUACAUAACCUAUCAAAAGAAAUAUUAUAAGGGACCUAUUUCCAACUUGAGUGACGAUGAAUAUAUCGACAAAGUUGGUACAGAUGUAAUUGACGAAAUAUUAUCUGUUAACGCUAAAGAACAAUGA